UCCUCUCCCAGAGCCAAUCCACCCCGAGGCGAGCACCGCUGCGCCCCGGCUCUCUGCGCUGAGCUGCACACGCCGCCCGGACUGACGGCUUUCAGACUGGAACCAGCGCCAGGAGACGCCAGAGAAAGGCGGAGGUUGCUUUGAGUCGGUGACUCUGUUUAAAUGGGAUGAAAGGAGGCGGAGGAGACGGCGUUCCUGGCUUUUCCUCCGCAGAAGAGCGGCAGUAGCUGGCAGAACCCGCCGCCUUGUCCCAGCGGAGCCUCUUUUUGUUUAGGGGAAACUAAACUCACAGAGAAAGGGAGCGGCGGCGCGCUUUCCCCGCGCCCGGACACUCGCAGGAGGGAGGGGGGGCAUGCUCAGGCAGUCUGUGGCUGGCGGGCUUGGUGGACGGUGCGGGGUUGGGCUGCGAUGAGGAGGGAGACCAGCGGCGGCACGCCAGACGGAGGCAGCGAAAGCUAAGAGCUCAGCGAAGACCCAGCGGUAAAGCACAUGCAGUUCACAGAGGCUGCAGCAGAGGGCAGUAACCCCAGUGAGCAUAGAUCAGUCACAUGACCCUGUCACUGGUCUGCAGCGCCGUCAGGUGAACGUCUAAAGAAGGCACUGAACCUCCCUCUGCUCCCAGCUUUACCCCCUCGUCGUCAUCUCUCUUGCCUCUACAUGUGAUUCCUUCUGUCUCAUUUGUAUUUCUCUUUCCUGAUCUACCUCUUCACAUCCUCUCCCUCCCUCUCGUACUCGUCCCUCCCUCCCUCCCUCUCCACUCCUCUGGCAGGCUGCUCAUUGCGGUGAGUCAGUAUCAUGGAGGCAGGCAGCGGGGCUGCUGCAGCGGUGGGGAGUGCAGCACUGGGACUGCUGGGAGCCACAGCCACGUCCAGCCAUGACAUCUUGGACAGGAGCCUGAGGCCAGGCCGUCACAUAGAGGACGAUAACAUCGUGCCUGAACUUGCUCACAUCCAUCCCAGAGAGAGACCCGACUGGGAGGAGACCAUCAGUGCCAUGAGUUCAGAUGACAGCUUGGAUUCACGUUUCCAUUAUCAGUUUCUUUCUCAUGCACGAAGCGCAGAGAUUCCUGAACUCAGGGCGGAGCCCCUCAUGCGCUCCAGCAGCAGCAGUACAGCCAGCAUGAAGGUUAAAAAUGUCAAAAAACUUUCCUUCACCAAGGGUCACUUCCCAAAACUGGCAGAGUGUGCCCACUUCCACUAUGAAAAUGUUGAUUUUGGCACAAUCCAGUUGUCCCUUGGAGAUGAACAGUGUGAAGUGACACGGAACGGCUACGAGUCCAAAGAGCUGGUGUACCUGGUUCAUAUUUUCUGCCAGGGCCGGAGCUGGAUUGUGAAGCGCAGCUAUGAGGAUUUCCGUGUUCUGGACAAGCACCUCCAUCUCUGCAUCUAUGACCGUCGCUUCUCCCAGCUGCCCGAGCUGCCUCGACUGGAGAGUCUGACUGAUCAGACGGAGUCGGUCUCCCAGAUGUUGUUGGCUUACCUCUCACGACUCUCAGCUAUUGCUGACAACAAGAUUAACUGUGGCCCCGCCCUCACAUGGAUGGAGGUUGAUAAUAAGGGGAAUCAUCUGCUGGUUCAUGAAGAGUCCUCCAUCAACGUGCCGGCGAUCGCUGCUGCUCAUGUCAUUAAGCGCUACAACGCUCAGGCCUCAGACGAGCUGUCAUUUGAGGUCGGGGAUAUCGUGUCUGUGAUUGAUAUGCCCCCUAAAGAGGACACCACGUGGUGGAGGGGCAAGCAUGGCUUUCAGGUCGGCUUCUUUCCCAGCGAGUGCGUAGAGCUCAUAAAUGACAAAGUGCCACAAUCUAUGACCAACUCUGUGCCAAAACCAGCCUCCCCCUCCUCUGGCCUGCAGCCUGCUUCAUGGAGUCUCUUCCCCCCCUACUUGGAGAUGGAGAGUGUAAUGCCGGACAGUGCAUGGGUGGCCGACCCGCUAAACCACUACAGCCUGAGUUCAGUAUCUAAGAAGCACGGGAAACUGAUCACCUUCUUGCGUUCCUUCAUGAAGUCCAGGCCCACGAAGCAAAAGCUGAAGCAGCGAGGGAUCCUCCGGGAAAGGGUGUUUGGUUGUGAUCUGGGUGAACACCUCCUCAACUCAGGACAUGAUGUGCCCCAAGUCCUCAAGAGCUGCACAGAGUUCAUUGAGAAGCACGGCGUGGUGGACGGCAUUUACCGCCUCUCUGGGAUUGCUUCAAAUAUCCAGAAAUUGAGGCAUGAGUUUGACUCGGAGCAGAUCCCGGAUCUGACUAAAGAUGUCUACAUCCAGGACAUCCACUGUGUGGGCUCGCUGUGCAAGCUCUACUUCAGAGAGCUCCCCAACCCGCUGCUCACCUACCAGCUCUAUGAGAAGUUCUCUGAGGCCGUAUCAGCAGCGACGGAUGAGGAGCGCCUCAUCAAGAUCCAUGAUGUCAUUCAGCAGCUUCCUCCGCCACAUUACAGGACCCUGGAGUUCCUAAUGAGACACCUGUCCCACCUGGCAGCGUUCAGCUACAUCACCAACAUGCACACAAAAAACCUGGCUAUAGUCUGGGCCCCCAACCUGCUGCGGUCCAAGCAGAUAGAAUCUGCCUGCUUCAGCGGCACAGCAGCCUUCAUGGAAGUACGAAUUCAGUCUGUAGUGGUGGAGUUCAUCCUCAACCAUGUUGAUGUGCUCUUCAGCACCAAGCUCAGCACGCUGAUAAGAGAGGGCACAGGACACAACUCCUUAUCCCGACCUAAAUCCCUGCUGGUCUCAUCACCUUCCACCAAACUCCUGAGCUUGGAGGAGGCCCAGGCCAGGACACAGGCUCAGAUCAACUCUCCUGUGACUGAAGACAGCAAGUACAUUGAGGUGGGCGAAGGUCCAGCAGCCCUGCAGGGAAAGUUUCACACAGUCAUCGAGUUUCCCACUGAGAGGAAAAGGCCCCCUAUCAAAUCCAAAAAAUCUCCUGUGGGUAGUUGGCGCUCUUUUUUCAACCUUGGCAAAUCGUCUUCGAUGUCCAAACGUAAACUGCAACGUAACCCCAGUGAGCCCAGUGAGUUAAAAGCUAUGGCUCUGCCUGGAGGCCGAGGCGACACGGCCACUUUAAGGUCCGCUAAAAGCGAAGAGUCGCUGAGUUCACUGCACAAUGUUGAAGGAGAGUCCAAGGUGUACCGUCCUCGACGUCCUCGCUCCAGCAGCGAUGCUCUGUCAGCAUCCUUCAACGGAGAGCUGCUGGACAGCCGGCAGCACUGCAACUCCUACGAUAACCUUGACGCCACAGAGGACAGUGACGGAGACGACGGGCCCAUAUGUGUGCCUGCUCUCAUCUCUCCUCCCCGCUCAGCAGGCGAAGACGUGGACCUCAGCCCGCCAGACAUCGGCAUGGCCUCCUUAGACUUUGACCCCAUGUCUUUCCAGUGCAGUGUGCCAGACACCACCUUUGCCUUUCCCGUGGAGGACUCAGCAGCUGGUGCUGAGGGCUCCACGCUAAAGAGGAGCCCCGGCAGCAUCCGCGGCAAGAGCAACGCCUCGGACCUCAUCACUGCCUCCUUCCCCGGCAGCACGACCUCGCCGCUGUUGUCUGCAGACUGCAGCCUGGCUGCUGCAGAAAAGGCAGACAGCAAGAGACUGACCACUUCUUACUCCUACAGCGACAAACCCAUGCAGGCUGUGUCGCCUAUUAAAUGUGGAAAGGCCAGCAGUCUGACACCGUUUGCCACUUCAGAGCUUUUCUCUCCAGAGAUGACUGACAGGAACGGAGCUGGACAGCAUGUGGCCAAGCAGCCCUUAUCUCCUCCUUCCAUGGCCAAGGACUCGCCUCCCCUGACGGGCAGCGCGCUGCUCAGGGGGGGCGAGCCGUCACUCACUGAAGCUUUUCAAAGGGAGCUGCACUCUAAGCUAGCAACCUUUGAGUCUUUGGACAGUAAAGACCUUGGAGUGGAGGAUGCCGGGGAGCAGGAGUCCUGUGCCAGCAGCCAGGAGCAUCAAGGAGUCCUAAUUCCAGACUCUUCAAAGGACCUCACCCCUCGUUCCCUCAGCUCUACAGCUCCCACUUCUGCCCCUCCUCCCCCUCCACCCCCUAAAAACGCCGCCCGCAUGUUGGCCCUCGCUCUGGCUGAGUCGGCCCAGCAGAACGCCGUUCUGACUCAGUCCCGGUGCUCCGGGCCCCCCACCCUGGUGUCCUCUGUCCAGCCACAGGAGGUCUCAAACGUUCAAGAAUCGUCACAUGCACCAGCUCCACAGUUCCAGACGCCGUCUGAGGAAGGGGAGGGAACAAGAAGUUCCCCCCCACCAGUCGGCACCACCGUUAUCACCAGCUCCUCUGAUCUGACCACUUCCAGCCCAUCAACCAGCCUGCAGCCUUCACAGUUCACCAGCAGCACCACUAAGCCAUCAGAGACCACCAGCUUCUCUGCAGCCCUGUCCAGAACUCAGCCAGAGACACACGCCUCCCCACCCAACACUCCCCUUCACAAAUGCUCCCAGCUGCCCAGCUCCACCAGCCUGACCUCUCCGACCAGGAGAAGUCCUGAAAGGCAGCAAGCGGCCUCCAGACAGGCCCCUGGUCACAGCAGCUCACCUGGCGGCGCUCCAGCCACGGCCCCCAGAGGCAACAGCAAAGACGAGAGACCUUUACAGCAAUCUGCUUCUCAGAUCAAAACCGAGGAGUCUCCAUCACCUCCAGUCUUUCCAAAACCAUCAGAGCAACCUCCCCCACCAGCUCAGAAACCCAUUAAGCAGCCGGUCUCUCUUCCCCAGAACCAACCACAGACUGUGGUGCAGAACCAGGUUCAAACACAGCCUCGUCUUCCACCACAGCCUCAAUCAGUUUCCCAGACACACAUCCAUCCACAGGCCCACCCGUCUAAAGCCAGCGCCAGAAUAGCCCCCACCUCAGCCGAACCUGCUGAGAAGCCUUGGGAAGCCAUUAAACCUGUACAGCCAUGUAAAGAGUCAGCCAAACACGAUGACUCGUAUGGACCCACGCCUCCUGUUCCCCCAGUCCGCACCCUGGAGAGCAAACUGGCCACAGCAGCUCUCAGCCAAAGUGAAGCUUCCUACCAGAUCUUCAGUGAAGGCCCUUCAGCGAGCCACCUGGCAGAGGUCCUUCCUCAUCAUCCUCCUUCUCCUCGUAAACCAUCCUCACACCAGCCUGCCUACCUUUACCACGUUAAAGGGGAGCCGGUCCUCAUCGAUGCUCCGGGAGCAGCGUAUUACCACCAAAGGUCCGUCCCUCUGGGGCCGCAGUCCAUUCCUCACCAUUACCGACCAGAGAGCGUCGCUCCACAUUCCUACGUUUCCAAGUCUGAACCUCAGAUCACUUACAGCGCCCGAGCAGACAACAGAUACAGCACUUUGGGUCCAAGGUCGUACCACCACUCCAUGAAGUUGAGAGGAACCCCCCGAAGUGUGCAUGUUUCUCCAGGUCCAGAUCUCCAGGGCUAUAGCCAUGACAGAACCCACGGCUAUCCCACUAUCCGCAGAGUGCAUUCCUUCCACGUUCCUUCCACCAUUCGCUCUGUUCCCAUCCAAAGGACUGAAGUUCCACCAGAGGACGACAUGUUCUACUACCAGCGGCCCGUUUAUCCGUGCAAAUCCUACCAGCAGCCUCCUCAGCAGUCCUCCCAGACUGACUACCACGUCACCCAGCUGCAGCCUUACUUUGAGAACGGUCGGGUCCAGUACCGCUACAGCCCGUACUCCGGUUCAGGCACGCUGGAAUCACCUUUCUACGACAUAGACCCCUAUGGCACAAUCCGAGUCAGGCACUUCCACUCUUACGGGGGCCGGGAUGCUGGCGCGCCGGUGGGGCGACCAGGUGGGAAGGCGGCCGGCUACCACUACCUCUCCCGCCACGUCCUUCCUCCUGGGAAGGAGCAUAGCUUUGUGAGCAGAGACAUGCCCCCAGGUCAUGGCAGCAAGGACGCUACCGUUUUCCUGCCCUGGGACCAGGAGGAGGCAGAAAGGCUUCGCAUGCACUCCAUCCGUAGGGAGAGCAGGGCCAGACUUAAGCUGAGAGGUCCCGUCCUCUCACAGUACGAUAAUGUUGGUCUUUUUACACCAGCAGAUAUAUCAGCCUACGAAACCUUGCAUCUGCGGAGCAAGUCUGACCCUGGUAAAGCUGUGCUGGUACCUGCAGAGGGCAAAGAUGGACGCUACCUCCCCAGACACAUGGUGUCUGAUCCCGAUGUGCUUGUGUACAUGGAGACUGACAAGCAUGUCCACGGUGGCGCAGUGGGGGACAAGUCAGAUGUUCUCUCUAAGCAAAGUGUUUCCAAGAAAUGCCAGUCUUCUCACUCCCUUCCUGCCUCUCUGAGCCACAACGCAUCUCAUCAGCCAGACAGCGGCCGACACGAGCUCAAAUACGAGAGUGGAGAGGACAAGCUCUGUGGAGACGGCAGCAGGUCCAAACACCGUCAGGAGUACGGCAACAAGAAGAACUUCCAACCCCGGUACGACUGCCCCGAUUCUGACCACCACCACAGCAAACUCAGACCGUCUAGUGGCUACCACGGCACAGACGAGCCACCUCUCCGGGACCAUGUGACGCGCUCUAAACCUGAGCGAUCCCACAGCGUCCGAGAAGAACAGCACUUCAACCAGAGCAAGCCAGACCUGGACAGGGACUACACCUAUCAGAAACUCAGCCCCAAACCGGCGCAGUCCCACUACGACAACUUGGACGACUACCACCCGGUACCCCCGCCUCAGGCCCCUGUCCAGAAACAUGCAGGCUCCAGCUUAUACCCGGCCCCGGCUCUGGCGGUAAACCCCAGCAGCAGGGCUUACUCCACAGCACUGGGCCAGGGAGCCUUCAUCCAGACUGAGCUGGCCCUGCAAAGGCCGGAGACAGAGGUCCGCACAGAGUGAAGCUUUGUGGUGGGGAGGGGCGUGUCAGGCUCUAACUGUGCAGAGGGAUGGGCGAGCAGCCUCUGCAGGACAGUGGACUGCUAGAACCCUAAUAUUUUUGCUGUUCUGUAUUUUUAAUAAAUUGUAAAGAAUAUUGCAAGACUUUUUACAGCGAGUCCUGAAUGUACCUGAAAUUAUUGUCCAUGAGGUCACGGUAUUGUGAUUGAUUGAGACUGUAGCCAAUAAAUGUACAUAAGAAAGACGUACGGUACUUUUAACAGGAACCCCAAAAAUGUAAAUAUAUACUAAAUAUAUAUAUAUAUAUAUAUAUAAAGAGAGAGAGAGAGAUAAAUAUAUGUCUAGAAAUGAAAUCACUAGUAAAAAAGGGAUUUUUAGUUUAGUUUGUGGAUUUUUUUAGGUUUGGCGCUGGGAUGAGAAUCAAGUGGAGCUAAGGUUUGCAUUUUAAAAAUGCAUGUUCUCUGGUACAGAUCAGUUCUAUGUCGAUCUCUUGUGUUCUGUCUGGAUGCUGCAGCACAACGUAAGGAGGGGGGGGGGGGUGAUUAGGUCAUCAACGCCUCCUGGCACCAACACAACAAGAUGGCUCCGUGUCCAUGUUGGCUUUCACCAGUGGAAGAUUUGAUAUGGAGCUAAACUAGGGGACUUGGGUUGUUGCCGUGGUUUCCAGUGUCUCUCUGUUACUGUGCCAUUUUUAGGUAACGUUGCUCUAAACUGUUUUCAGUGACUUUUAUUGGAAUCUUUCGGUACUUGUGUGUUUUUUGUUGGAAGAGGGACCAAAGACACGGCACAGUUCUUGCACAUAUGAGAUAAAGAUUGCAAGGUGAAUGAAAAUUGUAGCUUCUGGAGUAUAAAAGGCUGGUUUUGUUUGUGUUUUUCAUUUUAUUUGUGGUUGUACUUUCAGGUAGUGGACUAAUUGAAUAAAGCUGAAAAAAUGUCUUCUCAUAUAACAUGAUGAAAAAUGUUGCCGCUGCUUUGUGGGAAACCAACGUGUUGAUGAGCCUUAAAUGUAGUUCCUGGAGAUCGUAAGUUGUUUACUGAAACUGUUAACUCCAGAGAUGAUUUUCAACACAUCAGAGCAGGUUGAGUUUUAUUAGUCUUAUUGGUUUGGUUUUAACAUAAUGGGGAUAUGGGUUUUCAUAUUACUUUUUUUUUUUCUUCAUAGCGUCAUCUUUUUCAGGCUAGCGAUAGAUGUAUAGUACAUCCAUCCAUUACUGUAAUACAAGGCCUUCUGGGUCAGCAUAAUGGAUGGAAUACAGUAUAAAUCCAAUAGGUUUAAAUCCAGGUGUACUCUAACAGUUUAACUUCUAUAUUGCUUGCAGGUUUUGCCCCUCUUGCCUUAUCUAAAGCCUCUACCUUCUCAGAUGGGCUCUUACAGUAAGGCACUGUGUACUUGAAUGUGAAAAAACUCAUUUCAAACUGGAGGAGUCUAAAGUCAGAUAUAAAAUAAAGGUGUUCAGGAAUUAA
Molecule: messenger RNA, 8289 nt
Organism: Fundulus heteroclitus (mummichog)
Lineage: Eukaryota; Metazoa; Chordata; Actinopteri; Cyprinodontiformes; Fundulidae
Gene: arhgap32b
Product: Rho GTPase activating protein 32b
Exons: 27
Coding region: 796-6828 (2010 amino acids)
Biological process (GO): small GTPase-mediated signal transduction
Cellular component (GO): fibrillar center; cell cortex; nucleoplasm
Molecular function (GO): phosphatidylinositol binding; GTPase activator activity; protein binding
Source: RefSeq, a predicted model, not a curated record